GUCCAUGAACCGAGUUGCCAGCAGGAACAGGGCACUGUAUGCAUGGGACAGGAUGCUUUCAUGGACCCCUUCAGCAACACGGUUGGGGUCUUUCAGUGCAAAAUAUACCUCCUUCUCUUAGCAGGUGCUUGCUCAGGGCUGAAGGUGGCAGUGCCAUCACACACCAUCCAUGGCAUCAGGGGUCAAGCCCUCUACCUCCCUGUACACUACGGAUUCCACACUCCGGCGUCGGACAUCCAGAUCAUAUGGCUGUUUGAGAGACCUCACACAAUGCCCAAAUACUUACUGGGCUCUGUGAACAAGUCUGUGGUUCCCGACUUGGAAUACCAACACAAGUUCACCAUGAUGCCACCCAAUGCAUCUCUGCUCAUCAAUCCACUGCAGUUCACUGAUGAAGGCAAUUACAUCGUGAAGGUCAACAUUCAGGGAAAUGGAACUCUAUCAGCUAGUCAGAAGAUACAAGUCACUGUUGACGACCCUGUCACGAAACCAGUGGUGCAAACUCAGCCUUCGUCUGGGGCUGUGGAGUAUGUGGGGAACAUGACCCUGACAUGCAUUGUGGAAGGGGGCACCCGACUGAUUUACCAGUGGCUAAAAAAUGGGAGGCCUGUCCACACCACCUCCACCAACUCCUUUUCUCCCCAAAACAACACCCUUCAUAUUGCUCCCGUGACCAAAGAAGACAUUGGGAAUUACAGUUGCCUGGUGAAGAACCCUGUCAGUAAGAUGGAAAGUGACAUCACUAUGCCCAUCAUAUACUAUGGACCAUAUGGACUUCGAGUUAAUUCUGAUAAAGGGCUAAAAGUAGGGGAAGUGUUUACUGUUGACAUUGGAGAAGCCAUCUUGUUUGAUUGUUCUGCCGAUUCUUAUCCUCCCAACACCUACUCCUGGAUCCGGAGGACUGACAAUGCAACAUAUGUCAUUAAGCACGGGCCUCACUUAGAAGUUGCAUCUGAGAAAGUAGCUCAGAAGACAACUGACUAUGUGUGCUGUGCUUACAACAAUGUAACUGGAAGGCAAGAUGAAACUCAUUUCACAGUCAUCAUCACCUCUGUAGGACUGGAGAAGCUUGCACAAAAAGGGAAAUCUUUGUCCCCUUUAGCAAGUAUAACUGGAAUAUCACUCUUCUUGAUUAUUUCCAUGUGUCUUCUCCUCCUAUGGAAAAAAUAUCAACCCUACAAAAUUAUAAGACAGAAGCUAGAAAGCAGGCCAAAAAUGGAAUACAGGAAAACUCGAACAUUUUCAGGCCAUGAAGAUGCUCUGGAUGACUUCGGAAUAUAUGAAUUUGUUGCUUUUCCAGAUGCUUCUGGUGUUCCUAGGAUGCCAAGGUCUGUUCCAGCCUCUGAUAGUAUAUCAGGACAAGAUUUGCACAGUACAAUUUAUGAAGUUAUUCAGCACAUCCCUGCCCAACAGCAAGACCAUCCAGAGUGAGCAUUCGUGUGCAAAGCAGUGCAUUGGAGUGAAAUAAUGAAGGAACAUUUUUGAGGAAAAACAGUGAAAAUGUAUACUCAUCCGGAAUCAGUGAAGAAAUCAAACCCAAUACCCCUUACUCAUUUUUCCUUUUAAAUGCAGAAUAGAGUCAUUUAUAAAAACUGGACUGCAGGUUUUCCAACACACACGAAGCAUUGUGUACAGAGGAUGAUGUGGUGGGGAAAUAGACUUCAGUGAUCAGUCUUAUCACGCUGACUGGGAAGAAGAAAAGGAUGGGGCUUUCCACUUUUUUAGUCUCAAGUUUCUCUAAAAAGUUCAGUAGUUCUAAUCUGUACUUUUACUUCCAUCAACAUUGACACUAUCCUAUCUAACCUACAAAUGUGGAAACUUUAUAUUUCUAAAAUUUUCAGCAAGCUUUGUUUUAUUAAAUUCUCAUUACUGUUAAGAUUGCCAUAUUUAUUUUUUUAUUUCAUUCCCAAAUUUCCUUCUUGCUAUUUGUGCCACAGAAUGAUAAGGGUGAUAAGGGUGAAGGAUGGCUAUCCCAAGAGCAGCACUGUGCCUUCUUCUAGGUUGUUGAUCAUCAAUGACGUUUUUGAAAAGACUUAUAAAACACUGAAGAAAAAGACUUAGUAAAGUCUUUUUAUUUUUUUCAAGGAAAGAUGGAUUCAAAUAAAUUAUUCUGUUUUUGCUUUUAUAUGGCCUUGAUUUUUUGUCUUGUAGAGUAAAAAUUUACAUAAAAGUCAGAUUGUAGAAUUAGAU
Messenger RNA from Equus quagga, 2190 nucleotides. It is a transcript of the gene HEPACAM2, whose product is annotated as HEPACAM family member 2. Bases 43 to 1431 code for a protein of 462 amino acids. Lineage: Eukaryota; Metazoa; Chordata; Mammalia; Perissodactyla; Equidae. The transcript is spliced from 10 exons. The record is from RefSeq and is a predicted model, not a curated record.